This is a messenger RNA of Megalops cyprinoides (Indo-Pacific tarpon), 1647 nucleotides long. RefSeq names its product ribosomal protein S6 kinase beta-1-like. Gene Ontology annotation, biological process: signal transduction; protein phosphorylation. The coding region runs from base 78 to 1589 and encodes 503 amino acids. Lineage: Eukaryota; Metazoa; Chordata; Actinopteri; Elopiformes; Megalopidae. The record is from RefSeq and is a predicted model, not a curated record. The transcript has 15 exons. Gene Ontology annotation, molecular function: protein serine/threonine kinase activity; ATP binding.
CGGUGUGUGUAUGUCCAUGAGGCGGGCGGAGAGCGCUACUCUAACGGACUGAGGAAGAAAAAAAGAGACCCGUGGCCAUGGCUGGCGUGUUUGACAUCGAUCUGGAUCAGCCUGAGGAAAAUGUGUCAGACGAUGAUCUUGAGGAGGCUCAGGUCAGUGAGUACAUGGACCAGUGCAGUGGGUUUGAAUUUAACAUGGAGGGCUGUGAAAAGUUUGAAAUAUCGGAAGACAGCGUGAACAAAGGAACAGAGAACAUUCGGCCCGAGUGUUUCGAGCUGCUGCGGGUGUUGGGCAAAGGAGGAUAUGGGAAGGUCUUCCAGGUUCGAAAAGUCACUGGUGCCGCUUCAGGAAAGAUAUUUGCCAUGAAGGUCCUGAAGAAGGCCAUGAUUGUGCGAAAUGCAAAGGACACGGCCCACACCAAGGCCGAGAGGAACAUCCUCGAGGAGGUGAAGCACCCUUUCAUCGUCGAUCUCAUCUACGCCUUCCAGACCGGGGGCAAGCUGUACCUCAUCCUGGAGUACCUAAGCGGUGGAGAGCUGUUUAUGCAACUGGAAAGAGAAGGGAUUUUCAUGGAAGACACAGCCUGCUUUUAUCUGGCAGAGAUCUCCAUGGCUCUGGGGCAUCUGCAUCAGAACGGCAUCAUCUACAGGGACCUGAAACCGGAGAACAUCAUGCUCAAUAGCCAAGGUCAUGUGAAGCUGACAGACUUUGGCUUGUGCAAAGAGUCGAUCCAUGAUGGCACCGUCACUCACACUUUCUGUGGUACCAUAGAGUACAUGGCACCAGAGAUCCUGAUGAGAAGUGGACACAACCGCGCUGUUGACUGGUGGAGUCUUGGGGCCUUAAUGUACGACAUGCUGACUGGAGCACCGCCAUUCACUGGUGAGAACAGGAAGAAGACCAUUGACAAAAUCUUAAAAUGUAAGCUGAACCUUCCACCCUACCUCACACAAGAAGCCAGGGACCUUCUAAAGAAGCUGCUUAAAAGAAACGCCUCCUCACGGCUUGGGGGAGGACCGGGAGACGCCACAGAGGUGCAGACACAUCCCUUUUUCCGACACAUUAACUGGGAGGAUCUCUUGGCCAGGAAGGUGGAGCCUCCAUUUAAACCAUUUCUGCAAUCCGCAGACGACGUGAGCCAAUUCGACUCAAAGUUCACCAGCCAGACCCCUGUAGACAGCCCUGAUGACUCCACCCUCAGUGAAAGUGCCAACCAAGUCUUCCUGGGGUUCACAUAUGUGGCUCCAUCCGUGUUGGAAAACGUUAAGGAGAAGUUCUCGUUUGAGCCAAAAAUCCGGUCACCCAGACGUUUCUUGGGAAGCCCAAGAACACCAGUCAGUCCAGUAAAGUUCUCGGGCGGGGACUGCUGGCCCCGGGGCCCCACGCUGCCCAGAGUGUUGCCUCUUCAGUCACCCGCGGAGCAGGCCAUGGAGGUUACCCCGGCCGAGCUGAUGGACGUCACCGCCAGCGCCGAGGCCUCUGCCCCCCUUCCCAUCAGGCCCCCUGCGGGAGCCAGCACGGGACCCUUCAAAACGCAGGCCUACCCCAUGAUGUCCAAGCGGCCAGAGCAUCUCCGAAUGAACCUAUGACCUCCAGCUCAACCAAGAGUUUUUUCUUUUUUUUUUCUCUGGGGUUAUAUGUUUUUAA